Molecule: messenger RNA, 3756 nt
Organism: Notechis scutatus (mainland tiger snake)
Lineage: Eukaryota; Metazoa; Chordata; Lepidosauria; Squamata; Elapidae
Source: RefSeq, a predicted model, not a curated record
GGCCUUUCUCCGGCUGUCCAGCAGAGCUAGCCUUGGUAUUUUGUGCAGGAAGGGCCUGGUUGCCUUCGUUGAGAUGAUCUGAGGAGGGCCGCAGAGGAGCAAGGACGCUGAUUCUAAGAUGACCCGAACAGACCCGCCUGACAUCCUGGUGUCUGCCGUGUAUCCGGACGUUGCCGUGGCCUCUGUGGGAUCCCACCGCUCUGCCUUCUGCCAGCCCACCAGGCGAUGUGACUCCUCCAUGUCUUCCUCCCUGAAGAACCAGCCUGCCCAGCGCUUCAACAAGCGGCACUGUCGCAGCUUCGAUUUCCUGGAGUCCUUCGACGACCCUCCGCCGGUGACUCCCGCCAUGGAGCGCCAUACCCGGCAGCCACCCGCGCCGGGACCUUCCUCGGCUCCCAUUGGCAAGAGGGUGUCACUCCGGGCUGCUGGGCAGGAAAGCUACAUUGCCCAGGGGAAGGAAGUGGCUUCCCGAGCCGAACCCAAGCGGCGGGCCCGAUCCAAGAGCGCCCCCCGCGUCAAAUCCACCUUCGCCCCUGUGGCCGCCCCUGUGGCUUCGGGCUCCCCACCGGCCCCGGCUAGGAGGGGACGGGAAGUCCACCGAAUGUCCCGAGAGCCCGAGCGAGCGGAAGCCUCCCCUCGCCGGGAAAGCAGCUACGCCUCCAUGAAAGCCUUGAUGAGCGAGGUGCACCCCAUCAAGCUGCAGCCUCAGCGGGCCGGCGGCAGCCGCAUCUCGCCCCUCUGCGUCACGGGAACAAACUGCCCCGAAGAGGGCCCCCCGGCGGCGAGACCCCCGCCGCCCAGCGUGCACGUCAAGCGCCGGGUGGACAUCAAGCCGGACGAGGCCGCCGUACUGCAUGCAGCUCGCAGUGCCAAGGGGUCCCAAGGCCAUGGCGAGGCGCUCCUGGCCUGGGCUCGACCUCCAGGCACGCCCCAUAUCUUGGCCGUGCCCAGCAGCCGGCAAGUGCCCAUGUCUCGGACUCCCACGCCCAGUGACACUUAUAGUGGGGAACACCGAGGGCUGGCCCCCUUCCCCACUGAGUUUUGCGAUGGGGGCGCUGCUGUGCCCGAGAGCGGCUGCCUCCCUUACAUCCCCUAUGUGCCCCCCAAGUUCUUCUACACAGAGGAGGCGGGCAGUUUCCCUCUGAAAAGUUCCAGCUACAAGUCCUACCCUCCCCCUUAUGGGGGCCAGGUCCUCCCGCCCCAAACCUUUUACGCAGAAGAGCCUCCUCCUCCUCCAGGGGGCUACUACCCUGUUCCGGCGAGAGCUUUCCUUGUGGAGGAAAACAGGACUCCUUUCCCCAUUCAGGAGGCCCCUGCGCAGACUUUCUAUGGGGACGACCCCCGCCUUUACUCUACGCCCAGGACUCUUCCCCCCAAAGCGGUUUACCCCGAAGACCCCAGGCCUUACCCGGCCUUGAGGGCCAACCCGCGUAUCUUCUACACCGAAGACUAUGGGAAAUACCACGAGCGAGAAGCCCUGUCUCGCACUUACCCCCACUCCCGCCUGGCUCCCUCGGUGCAGUUUAAUGACUGGUACUGCCCCGAAAGGGGGGCGGUGCCCUACCCAGCCUGGCAGCUGGCCCGCUUCCCAGUUCACCAGCCUGCCUCCCAAGCCAUGCUGUCGUCGUGGCACGCCAGCUACAGCGUCAGCCCUCCCCGGCUUGGCGUGGACACCAGGCAUUACUCCAAAUCCUGGGACAAUAUUUUGACCCCUCACGUCCGCCGGGAAGACCAGCUGCUGCGUGGCCGCAGCUACGAGAACCUGCUGUCCCGGGACCCCCAUCGGGCGUUCUCCCCGGAUGACCGGCGCCAACCAGUGGUGGUGAACCUCUCCAGCUCCCCCAAGCGUUACGCUGCCCUUUCCCUCUCGGAAAACUCCCUCGUCGAGAAGUUGCAUGCUGACAGGGGGCGCCAUGGCUGGUUCGUCACGCCAGAGAUCACCAUCACGGACAACGACAUCCGAGCCCACAACGGGCUUGGCAAACAUGAGAGGCGCUCGGCCAGCUGGGAUGUCCUGGAUUCAGGGGACGCCCGAGACAGGGCCUACGUCCCCCGCCAGCCCUACGGCCCAGACCCUGGUGGCAAAGAGAGCAGCGCCCGCCAGCGCAGCCUGGAGCAGCUGGACGAGCUCAUCACCGACCUGGUCAUUGACUACAAGCCCCCUUCCGUUUGCCAGCCCAGCGAGGUCAGCAACUUGGCCGACCAGCUGCGGCAGUUGAUCAGCGACGGGCUGGGGCUGCCUCCCAAGAAGCCAGACCCUUGGAGGUCCUCGGAGCCCCAUCCCACCAAAGAGCAGCCUGGCCGCAGCUCCUUCCAUGCUGAGCUGUGGAAGGACCAGGGCCGCCGCUCCGCUGAGCCCCCGGCCCCCGGUAGGCCCUUGGACAAAGGCCCCGAGGACUGUUCCCCAGAGCUCAGCGCUGACGAGGACGACCUGAUGAUGUGCUCCAACGCCAAGUGCCGUCGCACCGAGACCAUGUUCAACGCUUGCCUCUACUUCAAGUCUUGCCACAGCUGCUACACCUACUAUUGUUCUCGCCACUGCCGGCGGGAGGACUGGGACACCCACAAGGAGAGCUGCAUCUACGGGCGGAUUGGUAGCACCUGCCGCCACGUGCUGCAGUUCUGCCGAGAGAACGGCGAGGUGCACAAGGCCUUCUCCCGCAUCGCCAAGGUGGGCUUCCUGUCCCGGGGCCGAGGGCUGCUCUUCUUGGGUUUCCCCAGCUCGGGCUCCGCCGAGAACUUCCUGCAGUUUGGCCUGGAGAGCUUGCUGAUGUCCCCCACUUACCUGUCGCUGCGGGAGCUGGAGGGCUAUUCGGACAACCUCGGGGAGUACGCCCAGGAGCUGCAGGAGGCGGGCCAGCAGUACGACCCCCAGGAAUGUUUCCUCCUGAACGUGACCGUGGCGGUAGGGCAGGAGGUGCCCGAGCAGCCCUCGCCCAAGGUGCAGGUGCCAACCGUCCGCAAGUAUGCCAAGAUGGCCUUGGCGUCCUCCAGCCCCGAGAAGAAGAUCCUCAAGAAGGAGCGAGAGAUGGAGACGCUGAUCCUGACGCCCCCACCCGGCACGGCCGACCUGGACAAGGACGGCGAGGAAGGACGCAAGGCACGAGAGGUUUGCUUCAUCAACAUCCAGCGCGAGCUGCGCAUUCGCGGCGUCUUCCUGCGGCACGAGUUCCCGAAGGUUUACGAGCAGCUGUGCGCCUUUGUGGAGAGCAACAAGCGCUUCACGCCCACCACCAUCUACCCCAUUGACAAGAGGACUGGCAAGCAGUUCAUGUGCAUGAUCAUGGCUGCCUCCGAGCCGCGCACCCUCGACUGGGUGGCCAGCCCCAACCUCCUGGAUGACAUCAUGUGAGCCCAGCGCUUUGGCCAGAGGGCCGCGGCCUCUUCCCUUCUCCGCUUAGGUCAAUGCUGAGGUGAUGGCUAGCCUGUUGCUGUUAUUUCCAAGCAAGGAGGGGUCCAGACGGGCCCCAGCAAGGGACGGGGCCCCUGGGAGAGAGCGGGGCUGCGUUGGUGGCCCUUGAGCCCUCACUGGACAUGGGCCCCUAUCCCUGUUUGAAAGAUGAGCCCAAAUCCGGUCACCUUCAGAAAAGUGGAUGUUUUAGGAAUUGCAGGCUUUGUCGGUCAACUUUUAAGGCAACAAUAGGCAGCUUUACAGUCCCCAUUUUUCUUCUGAAUUCCUGCAGUCAAGAACGUUCUUACUUCGUGGGAUGAUUUCCUUUAUUUAUUUUUUUAAAAGAAUUGAUCCCGGAGAAUAAA